Venturia canescens is the source of this 9514-nucleotide messenger RNA. It is a transcript of the gene osp, whose product is annotated as outspread. Gene Ontology annotation, molecular function: actin filament binding. Lineage: Eukaryota; Metazoa; Arthropoda; Insecta; Hymenoptera; Ichneumonidae. The transcript has 16 exons. The record is from RefSeq and is a predicted model, not a curated record. Gene Ontology annotation, cellular component: actin cytoskeleton. The coding region runs from base 1791 to 8639 and encodes 2282 amino acids.
GAUGGCAGUCCUCGGCGGUUGUUCUGUCAUGGAGCAUUGCGACGUAAAUAUGUCGUUUGUUGGUAGCGCGUGCGGGGUGAAAGAACGCGACACGGUUUACGGCGACGGAUAAUAAAACGUAAAAUAAUAACGAUUCAUUACGAAGGAAACAGUGAACCGGGUACUACGGCAAAAAAAAACGUUAAAGGUGCUUUAACCUCUUCGUAAAAGUGACUCACCUGGUGCGCGAUAUAUAAAACACAUGUAUACCUUUAUAUACACACAUUUAUAUAGUAUCAAUAUAUACAUCCAGGCCUAAACAUGUUAGUUAUACUUACCUGGUGCACUCGAUAAUUAACAGAACAAAAUUAGUGUCGAACUCGAUGUUUGCCCAGUGAAAAAAAAACAACUUUAAAUCCAUAGUUGCGAAAAAAAUUUCCGAUCGGUUUUUAUUCUUUCGAAUAACCCAAAAUGAUUUUACCCACUUUGAAUAAUCUUGAUUAAUAUCAAAGUCCGAAUAUCGCACGUUUUCGAGAACUUUUCUUUUUGUAAAUUCGGAGUGAUCUCGCAAUAAGUGAUCUUGAACUCCGAAUUUAACAUUUGACAUUUGAAAACUGAAAAAUCACCAAAUACCUAUUCAAAUAAAUCCCGAUCGAAAAUAAUUCUUUUACAUUGUUUUUAAUAAGCAUAAAAUUAAAGUUGAAAAACACACGUGCUUUCGGAUCAUUUACUUUAUCAUCGCGGGGCACGUGAAUUACUCCCUUGGGAUUUAUAAACGUGCAAUCAGGUGCAAGUGUUUACAAAUAUAUAUGUAUAUGGAUUUAUUAUGUGUAUAAUUUUGAGGUGUGUAAAACAGUGGCUUCAGUGGAUUGUGUUCAGUAUCGCGAUGAAAAUAUAAAAGCACGUGCGCACGAAUAACGAUAUACAUCAUAAACAUAAAUAAUUUUAUAAAAUACUCGAAGAUUGUACGUUUCUCAAACAAACCGAGAAGCGAGCCGAAUUGUGUGGUUGUAUACAUCGAAGCAGCAAGGAUAGAAAAUCGUGUUUAUAAAAAUUUCAAGGAAAAGGUACGACUUCGAGAUGCAAAUUUCCUAAUUAAUCCGGAAUAAAACGAAAUUCCUUGCGGACAACGGAAUCGAAAGAAAAAAUUCUUCGAGAGUGGAAUUUUCAGAAGAUCGUGUUCCUCUCCCUUGGGGCUCUCUCAAGGUCGAAGUACCGUAACAAUCGUGCUCUCCGUCUUUCUCUCUCUCUCUCUUUCUUUCGCGCGGAUUUGUAAUAUCGAUAUUUGCGUUUGAAAACAGACAAUAAAUCACCGGAAAUUAUAGGUCGGAAAACAAGUCAAAUAUCUGGUCAGACCCUUCAAAUAAUAAAAGGGAAGGAGAAUUGGAAAAUUCGUGAAAUUCCAAAGCACUUUGAAGCAUUCGAGAGAUAAAAAAACGAAAUGACGCCGUUUACCGUCAAAUUUUUCUCCCGAGAAAAAACAUUUUGAGAGACGACAAAAAUGUGAAGAGAAUUAAAGAAGUUUGUUCUAAGAACGAGAGAAAGGAAUAUACAGUUUGUGUAAAUAUACCCAUCCAGACAUAAAAAUAUAUACAUUUUUUGAAGUUGUACACGGAAAUGAAUGGCGAAAUGACGUUCUCGUUGUUUCGAAAAAUAGCCGAAUAUCAAGAAGCCCCGAGGUUAAUUCACCGCUUGUAAAUCGUGCCCCGGUGUUUCCUGUUUGUUUGUGCUUCGAAUAAUAUACAUAUAUUUAUAUAUUCUUCGUCGUGUUUUUAUUAUAAAUUAUUUAAUUGAAAUUGGACGAAUGAGAAAUGUCGACAACGACACCUCGUGGCAGUGGCGCCGAGUGCAGGAAGUUCGCACCGAACAUAUUCAACAAGAGCAAGUGCAGCAGCUGCUUCAAGCAGAAAGAGGAGCACAGCGCCGAGGCAUUGGAAUGCAACAGGGCCACAAGAAAGAUCUCGAAGUGUGGAUACCUGUUCGUUGCGCCUGGCUGGGACUUUUCCAAUCCUCUGAAUCGCACCAAGAGAUGGCAACGAAGAUGGUUCGUCCUUUACGACGAUGGAGAGCUGACAUAUUCGGUCGACGAGCACCCAGAAACGGUACCGCAGUCAAGGAUCGACAUGACCCGGGUUUUGGAGGUCGCAGCCGCCGAGGAUGUGACGGGUCAUCCAUACAGUCUGGCGAUUACGUCGCCCGAAGGAGUAACCUUUGUCAAAGGAACGUGCCGAGAGGAGACUCGAUGGUGGGCCGACGUUCUUCAAGUUUACUCAAGAAACAAGGGUCGUCACAAACGAAACGCCACGUUUCCUGGUGGCCAGACGACGAUACUUCAAGUUACGCCAACGAUUAGAAGCAAGACUCCGAAUCCUCCGAGGCCACGUUUCAAUAGUUGUCGGUCGGAGCCGAGGGGAAGCUGGAAACCGGAAGCAAAUAGUCAGGAAUUGUGUAACUCCAGUUUCGUCGGAGUGACAACGAACACGAGUGUAACGACGCAAAAUAAUACGAGCGCGUCGAAAAUGGUGAACAACGAUGGGCCCCUCACGAGUGAAAUCACCAACGAAAACGGAUCGAGUGUUAAUUGCGUCAAUGAGAACGGCAACGCGAACGCGAGAACGACGAGAGAUUUGCAAAUAUCACCGCUGAGAAAUGUCCUCCUGGAAAACGGCAAUGGACACUUGUCGUUGAACGGCACCGCGCAGAAUUCGACGAACCUUGAAAACUCCAAUAACUCGACGAUCCACAAUGUCUCUGGGAAUUCAUCGUCACCGUUGCUCGUCGGCUCCGAAAAACCCCCGAUGGUGCCCAACGACGGACGCCCCUAUCGCGAUCAACCUGCCAGCAGCGCUUCGCCACCCACUCGUGACAAAUUGAGAGCCGAGGACAAAGCUCGACGAAGAUUGAAUCAAACUACUCAAAAUCCUCAACGAGACGACAGAACUUCCUCCAUCGGUAUCGUUGAGAGCAACGAAAAAUUAGACGACGAUGCCUGUCGAAGAAUUCUUCUGGAGCACGAACGCGAGAGGGAAGGCAAGUUACGUGAUAUCGCGGCAUCUCUGACACAACCGAGAAUACGCAGAAACAAAUCGAGGACUUCCGAACCUACGAGAGAUGUCGUUGACGCUGCGAAUGCUGCUCAUCAAGAUAAACUCGUUCGAGGCGAUCCGGACGGUUGUGGUCUCGACAUAUCCGGCACGAGAUACUCCCCUACCUCCGAAUUAAGGGUCGACCUCCCGGCGGAGGAUCUUUUGAACAUAAAAAAAGGAUGGUUAAUGAAGCAAGGCCUGAACAAAGAAUGGAACAAGCAUUGGUUCGUGUUACGCGGAUGUGGUCUCAUGUAUUACCGAGAUCCGAGCACCGAGGACAAGGGAAUAAUGGACGGUGUGAUCGAUUUGAAUACUGUCACAGCCGUAACUCCUGUUCAAGUUGCCCGUAAUUACGGAUUCCAAACAGUGACCUGGGACGAUCGAGGAACGACGUUAUUGUCAGCGGUAACGGCUGGUAUAAGAUCGAGUUGGAUGUCAGCGAUACGGAGAGCCGCCAACCUUCCUGAUCCUAUCGAAAAUCCUGUUGAUGGUGGACACGUUGCGUGUCAAAAUAAUCAGGCUGAUCCGAAGCGUCAGUCACCCACUGUAUGCGAGCGAGAACGAGAUCCGGGAGCGCCAACGACGCCACUGACGCCGCGUUCCGUGUUGUUUUCAUCCGACGAGGAAUAUCGUACCGCAUCGGAAGGUGGUCGUCGGGAAUCGGGUGAUUGGUCGGAGAUUCCGGUAUCACCGCCACCGCCGCCAUCGCUUUCGAAUCGUAACGGUGAUUGGUCGCUGUCAUUGAAGAGUCCGACAGAAUGGACCGAGAACGUAACGAAUCACGAGUGGUCGGAACUGCCACCAUCUCCACCGUUGACGCGCACUGCGCUAUCGAGGGUGAAGGCGCGCUCAAGAUCGAGUUCAAGAUCACGAGUUUACAAAAGAAGUCGAAGUUCUCCUCCAAACUCACGGAGAAGCACCCUCGACAGCGUACGGUCUGAGGAUCUGAUGAUGGCAUGUUGCGAGCUUGCGGAGCCGCACGAAGGAUCGGUAAACGACGGCGUCGUGUCGAGCAACGAGAGCAACGAUUGUCCGACGAACGAAAACGAGCAUCCUAUUAUUGUCGGGCUUCUCGAAAGUCAAGUGAGCAAUAUGCUGCGCGAUAAACUCGAUCAUUCCCAUCAUCCGAGCGCUCUACUAGUCAUUAUCGAGCGCCAAGAAAACGAGAUUGAGGCCCUCAAAUCGCAGCUGCAAAUCACUCGCGACGAAGCAAGGGAAACGGAAAAUGAAAUAUUACGAUUGAGGGAACAUCGGAACGAGAGCAACGCGAGAGAUCGUAAAAACGAUCAGGACGAUUAUGAAAGGAUGAAGAAAAUCUUGACCCUCGAAAGGGACGGUCUCGAAGCGAAACUACGCGAUAACGAAAAUAUUUUACGGGAGACCAGGGAACGAUGCGAAUUCUUCAACAACGAGAUCUCUUCUAGUCAACGCAACACCGAUAUUAUGCGGGCUGAGAUCGAAGCCCUCGGUCAGAAAUUGGCUCAAGGUAUUGAAGAAAACGAACGUUUGUACAAUAGAGUUAGAGAACUCGAAGGUAAAAGUAGCUUAUCCGCGUCGAGGGAACGAGGUCGAAGCUUCGAUUCGCUGAGUGAUCUCACGAACAUCGAUCUCGAACUCGACAUCAGCGGCUUUGACAAAGAGCGUAUGAUGGAAGAAUUCGAAGAGUUAAGAGGUCGAUUCGAGAAGGCGGUGCUAGAGAUCCGAGCGAUGAGGAAAGAGCUUCGGGAGGCUCACGCUACGCAAGACGCUCUUGAGUUGGAAAUAUUCGCUCACAAGCAGGACGAGUCACGCGUGAACAAGUCAAAUCGUGCGCAGGUUGAGUUGAUGGCGGCGCGUAUACAAGAUCUCACCAGCAAAUUGGGAACGAGCGAGAAGCAAGUGAGGACGCUGAAGCAAAAGUUGAUGAAAGUGGAAACGAGAGACAAGAGAAGAUCGUUGUCGUUAAAGGGUCGUGAAUCGUUUCAAAUAUCACAAGAGUUGGAGGACAAGUUGGCUGAGCUUGAAACGAAAAUAUGCACGAUGAUUGAAAGUGGUGGAAAAUGCGCGGUGACGCCGGGGCACAUAUCUUUGUCGCAGACGAGCAACGAGACGAGUACGUCACCGAGACGCGAACGUAAACGUGAGAAUCGUAGUCUCGAUCGUGGCAGCCGAUUGCGACGAAAAUCGUUGGACAGCGCGACGAGUUCAGAGCCGAUGAAAGUGUUGAUAAGACUAAGCAGCCUCGAAACAAAGGUCGCUCAAGUCGCGGAAACGUUGGGUAGCGACGUUGAAAAAGAUUCGAGCGAGUGUAGCGAACCAUCGAGUCCUUCUGACUGUCAAAUUUCAACGGAGAUACUAACGAGGCUUAGAAAAUUGGAACGCGCACUCGCCAAAUCGAAAAGACGUUUGGAAAAGUGUCUCGGUUCAACGCAGGCAGAGGAAAAAGCAGAAAAAUGUUUGCGCGAUGUGAACGAUAUCCUCGAGACGUGCGUCGAUUGUAGAAGGAAUCAGCAGCCCUCGAGUCAGACGAUCGAAUCGGUACGUGUCGUAGUCGCCAAAUUAGAGGCUCUGUUGACCGAAAAAAUAACUGAGCUUACGAAAAAACGCCAGAGGCUAGCUGCUAACAACCAGCUCGACGAGAGAACUAAGCUCGAACUUGUCGCUGAGAGGCUCGCUUACGAAACCGUUGUUUUGCGACGUAUGAAAGCCUCCUUGUCGCGCGGAUAUGAGAAAAAUAUAUUACUCGGCGAAUUGCUCGAAACUAGUCAUCUUAUUUCAAACUUAAAGUCUAAGGUUUACGGAACUAAGCCGAAAAAGUACCAAAACACGAGUUACGUACAAUAUCUAACGAAAAUAUUAGCCAAUAAGUUAGUCUUGGUAGGUGGAGUUUUGCGCGAUAGUAACGAUGACGCCAGCAGCUCGAGGGACGUCGAAACGGCCGACAAAAAGGAUGCUUCAGCAAGAAGAAAUGAUUAUCGUGAUUACCUUACCUCGAAACAGCGUCAAGUCAAUGAAAUAAUGAAACAUUACAAAGAAACGAAACUCCGUGAGUUGGCCGAUGUUUUGGCAACCGAGACUCUCAGUCUUUCCGAGCAAGAGGAUUUCGGGAAACAAUUACCAUCGAACAAGUUGCUCGAAGAUCGAAGAAUUCGAGAAGCUUGGGCGAUGGCCCAAGAAACGGUUAACAAGGAGCUCGUCCAGGCCGAAGUGUCCCACGUUUUGACUCAAUGCGGUCAAAUGUACGAGCAAAACAUCACCACGAUAACGGACACGUGUCUCAACUGUCAUGAAAGUACAAGCCUCGAAACGCGCAUCGACGAGACACACGCGCGAUUACGUCACCAGAUGGAAUCCACAAUACGCGAGUUAACUUUGGCCUACGAAGAUUCUUUGAACAGCAUGAAAUCGAUGAAAAAUAGGACCACGACGAGGCAGUAUGACUCGAGACAGCUGUUGAAUGAUUACGCGGACGUCGUAGCUCAAAAAGCUUUGAUCGACGCGAGAAUAACAUUGCUCGAUGGCGAAGGCUCCACGAGCACCGAGGACGAUGAAGGAAAAACAGCAAAAACCAAUUGUGACGGGGAAAAAAGCUUCGUGUCUAGUCUAAUAAAAUACGAAGAUGUUUUAGCAGAUUUUAGCAAUGAUAAUGAUAGCGUGGCCAGCGAUCCGCUGUUGGAUGCUGAAUUCGCAUAUCUCUAUCGACGUUUCGCGAACGAUUGCGAUGAGAUAAUUACAGGAAAGCAACGUAACAAGGAUGAGCUCCGAACUGUGGUACAGUCCUUGCACAGCCUCGAUGAAGACGUUGCCAUUUUGGUAAAAUGCUUGCUUCAAAGAGACGAUAACCUUCAAGACAUCGCUUCAUCCUUUCCCUCGAAUUCGUCCCCUCUCUCCGAUUGGUCAGACGUUUCACAAAAAUGUUCUGACAUUCGCGAGCGCCUGAAACUUCUCGUUGAGUCAGCGAAAAAUAUGCAAUGCAAACAGUGCUCCGUUAUGCAAGAAAGCAUCAAACGAAUGAGCAUUCAACACGCGGAGGAAAUUGAAAAAACUCGAAAAAAUCAGGAGAAAGAGAUUCUAGAGAUUAAAGCGGAAAUGAAAAACGAACGCGAAUCGUUGAGCAGCCAGUACGAGAAAGAAGCUGCGAGUUUGAGAGACCGAGCUAGAAAAUUGGAGCAUCGUUUGAACGCCAUGGAUUCCGAGCAUUCGGCACACGUGAACGAACUUCGGGCUGCUUACCAACGCUCAAUCAGCGCCGAGCUUGACACCGACGCCGAAACUCGUAAGCGUUACAAAGAAGAGAUCAAACAACUGCGAGGCUUGUGCGAGAAAGGCCUUCUCGCUAUGGAAAAUUCUCAUCGACGUAUUAUCGCCGAAAUGGAAGAAAAACAUCGACAAGAAUUGGAAAAUUUACGCAUCGAAAAGGAACAAGCACUUUCGGAAGAAACACAAGCCACUCUGGCCGCUCUCGAUGCCAUGAGAAAAGCUCACGAACACGAGGUUCAAAAAGAAAUAGCUAAAUUCAAGGCCGAAUUCAUCAAACAAAUGCAAGCUCGCGAAGAUAUUGGGGCAUUGCACAAGGAACACGAGCGCAGUUGUCUGUUGUUCCGCAGGGAAGAGAUGGAAGAGAUAAAACAGGAGAUACUCUCACUAUCGUCCAAGUAUUCGUCCAAGUGUGUGGAGUCGGCAGCCCUCGAGGAAAAAGUUGGCUCGUUGACGAAACAAAUGACACAAGCUCAACAGCACAUAAUGCAAUUAGAUGCUCGCAAUAAACAGCUUCGAGCUCAUCUUGUCCUCGAGACCAACGAUACAGGCAUCAAUGAUACCAUACAACUUUUGAGAGGACGAGACAACGAGAUUGCCGAACAACGGGAAGAAAUACAUCGCCUUCAGCAACAGCUUAAGCAUGGGGACAAAGUUCGUGAAAAAGCUUGGUGCGAUUUGACGAAAAAUCAGUCCUCGCUGAGCCACUUAUCUACAUCAUUGUUGGACCGAAAUCCAUCGAAAUCCAACAACGAAACAGCCAAGGCGACAUUGCAAGAUACAAAUGUUUCUGUCGAUUCUUCGAAAACAUCUCCCACGUCUUCCAAUCUACGAAAAACCAUAUCCGAGGAAAAAACCUCACGAAAAAACAACUUUUCCUACAAACUCGAACGUCUGAGAUCAAUCUCAUUACCUUAUACCAAUUCAAGACAAUUAAAUGUUAAGAAUGAGGAUAAUGACAAUAAAAAUGGCAUGAGAUCGCCAUUGUGGGACAGUCUGAGACCGAGGACAGGCCUUCCUCAUCAGUAUCAAGGUUGCUCAACAUCGAUGCGAGUCAGGAAACCUGGGAUCCAGUGGCAGGAGGACGAGCAAAGUGAAAAGCAGCAGCGGCAGAAGGCACACACCAUCGAUACCAACCCUCGUAACACAUCCGGUCUCACCCCGGAACCCUCAGCUCUCUCCGUUGCAGAGCUGAUGAGGUCUCCAUCUGUGAGGUGGUCGGGCAGAGGUUGCAGAAGCCUGCCCUCGACUCCAACACCGGGAUACCACAAUUCUCUCUACCCCCCACUCCCCGCAGUGGGCAUGGUCGCUGAGAGAAAAAAGAGAUUCGAGCUGUGACCAACAUUUCGUUUUGACCGGUGUUGACGAAAUCAAACGCACGCAUUGUUCUGUGAAUCGUCCAGAACUACAAUGCGCCAAGAAUUGCUGAUAAAAUCCUCUUUUUUCGUCAGAAAUAUUCUUUUUUCGUAACAAUUUAACGAAAAAAAGUAAGUCGUGUAUUAAGGAUCGCUCUGAAAUCCCCCUUUUUGGGGACUAAUAAAUUCUCGUGAAAAUUUCCUGACACGGAAAAGUUCAAUUCAGAAACAAGAUUCGUGAAUAUCUCGUAAGUAUGCGUCGUUAAAACAAAUAUAUUUCUUUGAACUGACAAACAGUAAAAUACGUAUUUUUCAUGACGUACAUCAUAAAACUUGCAUUUUCAAAGAAGCGCUCAAAGUUUACUCAAAUCUACUGGUACGUUCAAGGAAAAAAAGAGCCCGCUUAUGCAAUAUUCGAUCAAAUGUUUCCUUUCGAAUUUUCCGUUCGAAACAGUGUAAAAAAAAUUGUUUUUUUUUUUUAAUGUAUGUAGAAAGUUACGAAAUUAUUUAAAUGUUAAUAAUGUAUAGUUUAUGAAGUUUGAGUCUAAGAAAAAAAGAAAGAGGAAGAGAAAGAUGACAAAUUUUCGUUUGCCCUGGUUGUUUAAUCCCCCCUCCGACCCUCCUAUAGAAAAUGGAUUGUUUAUAUAGUUAUACAUUCAUAUAAUUAACGAUAUAUUCUACAUAUAUAAAUAUAUGUAAUCACGAAUUCGUUCUAGUGAUUGAUCAUUCAUUAUCUAUUAUGUAGAGUAAUUGCUCAGGAUUGUUUAACAUUUAUAAUAUAUUAUUAUUACAAUUAUUGUAUUUGUAUGAUAAUUUAUAUAACACGUUUGAAAUAAAAAAAAAUAUUGUAAUCUUCAA